UUCACAGUAAACUUUAUUCACAGCUCGUCGGAAGGCGCCGCUGUCCUUGUGGAUGUUGUUAGCUGUCAAACUAGCUAGCUAGCAGCUGAAGUGCGGAGAAUAAGCGGGUCUUCUCGGUCUGUGAAGUGAAGAUCUGCUCGUUUGUGAUUUAGCUAGUUAGCAGUCCUGCGUGUGACUCCAUGGCGGCCAAGAUUUUACCCGUAUUGAAGCUUGCCACCAAGGUGGGCAUUGCUGGAGGAGCUGUAUAUGUGGCUUAUGACUCUGGACUUCUUGGAGGCAGUGAUGAGGGAUCUGUAGCUCUGAGCAAAGCUAAAGCUGCAAUUCCCCCUGCAGUGGACGAAUGGACGAAGUACUUCGGAUUUGAACUUCCUGCUGCACCCAAAAUUGAGUUCUCCCCAGUUGAUGCGUGGAACUCAGGAGUGCAGAAGUCCAUCCAUGCUCUGUCAGUCGCUCCGACUGCAGUGUGCGACUACACAAGCCAAGGCUUCCAAUACCUGAAAGACCUGACCAAAUGAACUGAUAUCAUAACACGCUGGCAACUACAGUUACAAUUUCAGUGGCUAAACUUAAGAUCAGGUGUUUCCUAGUUCACUUUGAAUGGAUAUACUUUCCCACGAGUCAAGGAUCCCACACUGAAUCACUGCAUUCAAUGGAGAGAUUCUCUUUAAGACACAUUUGAGUGUUCUGCAAGUAUGUUUUUUUUUCACAGUCUGCCUUUGUGUUACAAGUGUACAGAAAAGGAAGAUGCCUGUUUUAAAGGUAUACCAUGUCCAGUAAAAAUAAAUACAUUGAUAACAACAAAGGUAUGCAAAAUUUUAUAAGGUGGAUUGUCAUUGUAUUUAUAUAAUAAUUGUUUUCUCCAUUUUUUUUCUCAUGUUCUUUAUUAAAAUAUCCCAAUUUAAUUAUUCUCGGAUCAGUGCAAAUAAAUAAUGUGUUCAGCAAGUA
Messenger RNA from Astyanax mexicanus (Mexican tetra), 945 nucleotides. RefSeq names its product mitochondrial contact site and cristae organizing system subunit 13 (gene micos13). The record is from RefSeq and is a predicted model, not a curated record. The coding region runs from base 180 to 515 and encodes 111 amino acids. Gene Ontology annotation, biological process: cristae formation. Gene Ontology annotation, cellular component: mitochondrial crista junction; MICOS complex. The transcript is spliced from 4 exons. Lineage: Eukaryota; Metazoa; Chordata; Actinopteri; Characiformes; Acestrorhamphidae.